Messenger RNA from Pseudomyrmex gracilis, 2526 nucleotides. RefSeq names its product esterase E4-like. Lineage: Eukaryota; Metazoa; Arthropoda; Insecta; Hymenoptera; Formicidae. The record is from RefSeq and is a predicted model, not a curated record. Gene Ontology annotation, molecular function: hydrolase activity. Bases 285 to 2192 code for a protein of 635 amino acids. The transcript has 9 exons.
CCAUCUAAUAAGAAGUGUAUCAUAAAAACUACCGUAUAUUAAUCCGUAUAUUAAUGAUUGUGUAUACACACUGAGAUUAUUGCACAAUAAAUUCGAGCGUGUGUAAUCGACCCGUUUGGUGAUAAUGUGAUGUUAAAAUUGUAAGAUAAAAAGCCACGCGCAGUUAGUUAGUUUGAGCACGUUCUGCACGCGACACGAACGUGCGCAACCAGCAGUUGUUCAGCAUCAUUCGACGAAAACUGUGCGAUCGGCCACGAAGACCAUCUUCAAGUUGCGUUUUUAACAUGAACGGGAGAAUUGUGCAGAAUACAUGCAUUCUCGUGCUUUUCUUCGUCGUCACCGACGGUUUACUCAGUAGUUCCGAGCCGCUGGUCGACACAAAAUGGGGUCCGAUUCGCGGAAAGUGGAGCAAAAGCAACGGAGGCCGAGCGAUUGCAAAUUUUCUCGGGAUACCGUACGCGAUACCACCAGUAGGCGAGUUGAGGUUCAGAAAUCCGCAACGAUGGGAUCGCGCGUGGACGACGGUUCGCAAUGCCACGAUCGAUGGUUCAAGCUGCAUUCAAAAGAAUAGAUUAACCGAUGAAUUUUCUGGCAGUGAGGAUUGCCUUUACUUAAACGUUUAUGUUCCUCAUAUUUCGACCAACCAGCAAGGAACUGCAAACUUGUCGGUUUUGGUCUUCGUGCAUGGGGGUGCAUUUUUCGGCGGUAGCAGCGAUAGCCAUAUGUACGCACCCGUUUAUUUAUUGGAUAGAAAUGUGAUACUCGUCACGCUAAAUUACCGACUAAAUGUGUUAGGAUUUCUUAGCACGAUGAACAAAGUUGCGCCAGGCAAUUACGGCCUCAAAGAUGUAAAGAUGGCUCUUGAAUGGAUACAAGAGAACAUUCGCAACUUCGGAGGAAAUCCCGAAUCGGUAACCAUUAUGGGACACAGUGCCGGAUCCGCGAUCGUGAAUUUUCUCGCUCUCUCGAAUAAUACGGAAGGACUUUUUCACAAGUACAUUUUGCUCAGCGGUAGUGUUGUAAGUUCGUGGGCCGUCAGAAUUAGUAAGAGCUAUAAACAAAUUGGUUUACGAAUGGCGAGACUAGUUGGCUGCCUACCGAAACGAUACGAAGACCAAGUUAUGACCAAUAAACCAAAGACCAAAAGUAUUGAGAAAACCGGUAUUUCAUUUAAGAACAUCAGCUAUACCGAGGAGGACGACACGGAGAUGAUAAAGUGCAUGAGAAAAGUGGAUGCGAAGAAAUUAGUGAAUAUGAUAGACGAAUAUCAUGUUUGGAGAAAAAACCCGUGGAUCGUCUUCAAUCCGGUGGUGGAGGAUGAUUCGGAGGAUGCUAUCAUAACGAUGAAUCCGAUAAAAGUGUUGGAAGAGGGACGAUUUCGCAGUAUGCCAGCAAUUAUACAAAUCGUGAGAGACGAAGGCUUGAUGAAGUCAAUCGAAUUUAUUACAAAUCCCGUUAUCAAGAAGGAGACAUUGGAAGACUUUGAUAACAUCUUCUCAAUUAUUGUGGAAUAUCGCGGAAAUCCAGCGGAUUUCAACAUGACCGCGAUAAAGGAAUUUUAUUUCAACGGAACCUUCACGUCGAAUUCUGUGCAAAAUUUAACAAAUUUGAUAAGUGACUACACUAUAAUAUGGCCCGUGUUCCGACUUGUGAAAUAUCUGUCGAAAAUGAGCAACUCCAGCAUUUACUUUUCUUUUUUUUGCUACGAAGGCACGUUCUCAUCCACCUUCGCUUACAAUACAACUUAUUUCGGUGUAGCCCACGGCGACGAUCUCGACUAUUUAUUUCCCAAUUGGAAUUACGUGUUUAGAGAUUUAAAGUUGCACAAUACCAAGGCUGAUUACGCGAUGAUUGACGUCAUGACGGAAAUGUAUGCGAAUUUCGUGAUAGAAGGAACGCCGAGAGCCAGCAAGGCCCCCGAGUGGCCUGACUAUCGCGAGUAUCAGCGGUUCAUGAGAUUCGGAAUUGACAAGUCGCCGGAUAUUAUGGUGCAAGCCGAUUUCCUGUCAGACAGAAUGGAGUUCUGGGAGAAAUUGAUGGCAGACGUACCGGAAACGGAACCGAUAGAAUAUCUGUUCACCGAUCCACCGCCGACGCAGAACGCGAUCACCCUCAGCAGAGAUGAUGCGAAUAGUUGCAAGUUAAUACCUCACGUUAUCUUAUCAAUGCUUGCGUUGUGUUUAUAUUUAUAAGUUUAAAAUUACAAACGUAACAUACAAAAAACGUUUUGUUUUGAUAAUGAAACAAAACAACGAGCUUGGCAAAUUUUUUUUCUUCUUUUUCUGCUGACGAUACAGUAACCGAUCAUCUUGCAAUUGCAGCAAAAAUCUUUUUCCGUGUGUACUUGAUCGUGAUCUAUAAACGAGAACUAAGUAUGUACGUGUGUAUCAAAUACAUAUGUAUCGCGAAAAAUUGUAAACCAUAUGCGAGGGUUCGUUCGAGUGGUUCGAGACGUAUUUGCAGUUCGAUGCACCUUCCGCAGAAACUGGUUUAUUUGUGCUAAUAAAAAGUAACGACGACAGUAAA